Messenger RNA from Lampris incognitus (smalleye Pacific opah), 2863 nucleotides. RefSeq names its product vacuolar protein sorting-associated protein 26B-like. Gene Ontology annotation, cellular component: retromer complex; endosome. The coding region runs from base 731 to 1732 and encodes 333 amino acids. The transcript is spliced from 6 exons. The record is from RefSeq and is a predicted model, not a curated record. Gene Ontology annotation, biological process: intracellular protein transport; retrograde transport, endosome to Golgi. NCBI's taxonomy places the organism in Eukaryota, Metazoa, Chordata, Actinopteri, Lampriformes, Lampridae.
UUCCGGGUGGUUUGACAACAUUCGCUGUUUUGCUUUAAGUGUCAUGUAUCCGUACCAGGCGAGCUACGUCGGUUAGAGGCAGACGGCGGCUCGGGGUAGUUUGAGCUAUUUCGACAGAGGGGGGGGCGGAACGAGGCAACUGGCGCGCUGCGUGAUUAGUGUCGUCCCGCUACUAGGUUUCGUCGACGGGAGCGGAGGCAAUGGAGGCGCAGGCACCUCUGUAACGUCGCCGCUGUGCUCCACUUCCCACCUGUCAUGGGCGGCUGCGGCUGGAGUGGGAACUGAGGCGGCCGAGCCGGGGUGUUUCUGGGGACUGAGGCGGCCGACCCGGGGUGCGUGUGUGCGGGGACUGAGGCGGCCGAGCCGGGGUGUGUGUGCGGGGACUGAGGCGGCCGACCCGGGGUGCGUGUGUGCGGGGACUGAGGCGGCCGACCCGGGGUGCGUGUGUGCGGGGACUGAGGCGGCCGAGCCGGGGUGCGUGUGCGGGACUGAGGCGGCCGAGCCGGGGUGCGUGUGUGCGGGGACUGAGGCGGCCGAGCCGGGGUGCGUGUGUGCGGGGACUGAGGCGGCCGAGCCGGGGUGCGUGUGUGCGGGGACUGAGGCGGCCGAGCCGGGGUGUGUGUGUGCGGGACUGAGGCGGCCUCGGUAGUCGCCGCUUCGCGAGUGGCCUGACAGGGGCGUACAUUGGGCUUCCGCCAGCUUAGCGCAGCACACGUUCGUUACCACGACAAUGAGCUUCUUCAGUUUCGGGCAAAGCGCAGAAAUCGACGUGGUGCUGAACGACGCCGAGACGAGGAAGAAGGUCGAGCACAAGACCGAGGAUGGGAAGAAGGACAAGUACUUCCUGUUCUACGACGGCGAGACGGUCAGCGGGAAGGUGAACGUGACGCUGAAGAACCCGGGGAGGAGGCUGGAACACCAGGGGAUCAAGAUCGAGUUUGUCGGGCAGAUAGAGCUGUAUUAUGACAGAGGAAACCACCAUGAGUUCGUGUCCCUGGUGAAGGACCUGGCGAGGCCCGGAGAGCUCACCCAGUCACAGACCUUUGACUUUGAGUUCACCCAUGUUGAGAAACCGUACGAGUCCUACACAGGCCAGAAUGUCAAACUAAGGUAUUUUCUGCGAGCUACUGUCAGCAGGAGGCUAAAUGAUAUCAGCAAAGAAAUGGACAUUGUGGUACACACGUUGAGCACGUAUCCAGAGCUCAACUCAUCCAUAAAAAUGGAAGUGGGCAUUGAAGACUGUCUCCACAUUGAGUUUGAAUACAACAAAUCCAAGUACCACCUGAAAGACGUAAUAGUGGGGAAAAUCUACUUCCUUCUGGUGAGGAUUAAGAUCAAGCACAUGGAGAUUGAUAUCAUCAAACGUGAGACGACAGGCACCGGUCCCAGCGUAUACCAUGAAAACGACACCAUUGCCAAGUACGAGAUCAUGGACGGCGCACCAGUCAGGGGAGAGUCGAUUCCGAUUCGAUUGUUCCUGGCCGGCUACGAGAUGACACCCACCAUGCGAGACAUCAACAAGAAAUUCUCUGUGCGCUACUACCUGAACCUGGUGCUGAUUGACGAGGAGGAGAGACGCUACUUCAAACAGCAGGAAAUCACACUGUGGAGGAAAGGAGACGUGGUGAGGAAGAGCAUGUCGCACCAGGCCACCAUCGGCGCACAGAGAUUCGAGGGCUCCGCUGCCUCGGAGAGUGCGCUGGAACAGGCUGCCAAGGAGCAAAGUGGCUAGCAGUCCACCUCCCGAGUCUCCUCCCAGUAAAAAAAGCUGGUGUCCAUGGAAGGAUGAUGGGAUGUGUGUGUGUGUGUGAGGAGGGGGCGGGGGAGGGUGCCUGUCAUUCCACAACAACAAAUGAAGCAUCCCUCUUGUUCGCCAUGGUGACUGGAGAAAAAAAAAGGGAGGAUGAAGGGAGACCACGAUACAAGCGAACAGUUGGAGGAGAAAAAAAGAGCAGCUUUUAUGAGCCGGCAUGGGUGGCAUUUGGGCUGCGGGUCUUUUCCUUCAUCGGUAAUAUUUUUUUUUCCCUUUAUGACAAUUAAACUAAUCAAUGUUAUGACCUCUUGUGUAUGAAACCUGCUGCAGGUAAAUGAUUCUCUCGUUUUAUUUUUUAGCGAUCAACCUUUUUGUUCACGCUGAGACACAUUUCUAAUGGUUUUUGUAAUUUAAUUUCAAUCUAACUCGUUUUUAAGAUUAUCCAACCGAAAUAGUCAUGGAAUUUUCAGAGAAAUGUUAAUGGGUUUCCAACAUUCCACAUUUAAUCCAAUGCAUUCCUAACACUGUUGUAAGGUCUAGAAAUUUGAACCAUCUUUACACCGCUUUAUCUUUGCUGAGUAUAUUUUUAGUUGGUUUUGUCAUUGAUUGUAUUUGUGUAAAAUCUGCAAAACAAAAAAAGUGAAAUUGAGACUCGAGAAUUGGGACGAGUAUUUUUUUUCUUCUUUUUAACCAAGUUAGAGGGCUUAAGUAUUACGCCACACAUCCUCUGAUAUGUAAAUAAGAGAAGCUGCUGUAUCUGUUCUAAGCUUGUGCCCCGUUAAAGCUCGUGUACAUCGAUUGUGUAGUACACACAGUGCCACAAAACGAUUCAUUUUCACAUGCUUCCCCUCAGCCCUGCGGUGGUGUGAGGACGGGAUGUUGAAGUGCUUGUAUCAUAGAUCUGAUAUUAUGAAGUGUUCUAUAUCCUUCCGACUAAAGACUUUAAAGUUGUGCCUAUGUGUAUCUAGCAAAUUAAAUCCUUCUGCCUCUAACAUCAUGUCUGUCUCUUAACCCAAGGUGAGCACUGUAGAACAACCUUACCUUUUGCAAAAUAACUAAACAAUUAUUCCUUGUCCCCCAAAUCCUAAAUAAAUUCAUGCCAAAUUGAAA